This is a messenger RNA of Meloidogyne enterolobii, 1126 nucleotides long. Lineage: Eukaryota; Metazoa; Nematoda; Chromadorea; Rhabditida; Meloidogynidae. The record is from the annotation of a GenBank genome assembly.
AAUGAUUUCAGUGCGCAAUGACCUUACUUUCCUCGAUCUGACAUUGCAACAAAUUCAGAAUUUGAACCGUGAAUAUGAUGUCAGCGUGCCUUUGGUGCUUAUGAACAGUUUCAACACUGACGAGGAUACUCAAAAAUUGCUGAAAAAAUAUACAAAUGUUCAUGUUGAAGUCCACUCGUUUCCUCAAUCCAAAUACCCGCGAAUUGAUAGAGAAUCUUAUGUUCCUAUUGCACGCAGUGUUGACGAUAAUGAUAUUGAAUGUUGGUAUCCGCCAGGACACGGCAACUUCUACGAAUCUUUUUUGGCAAGUGGAUUACUGGACAUAUUUUUGGGUCAAGGAAAGAAAUAUGUUUUCCUUUCAAACAUUGACAAUUUGGGGGCGACGGUUGAUCCAAACAUCUUGAAUUAUAUGACGAAUCGUGACUCUGAAUUUAUUAUGGAAGUUACGGACAAGACGCGAGCUGAUGUUAAAGGAGGCACAUUGAUCGAAUAUGAAGGACGUUUAAUGUUACUCGAAAUUGCGCAAGUACCACCGGAUUAUGUUGAUGAAUUCAAAUCGGUUAACAAAUUCAGAAUAUUCAACACCAACAACCUUUGGGCUAAUCUUGAAGCAAUAAAACGUGUUGUAACUGCUGGAGAAUUGGAUAUAGAGGUAAUUGUCAACCCAAAACAUUUGGACAGGGGAGUAGAUGUAAUCCAACUUGAGACGGCAGCAGGUGCUGCAGUAAAAUGCUUCAAAAAUGCUUGCGGCAUUAACGUCCCUCGAUCACGCUUUUUGCCCGUCAAGAAAACCUCCGAUUUGCUGCUACUAAUGAGCAACCUCUAUGACAUUGAAAAUGGCUAUGUGACGCUCAGUUCUCUGCGUUCUUUCCCAACUACUCCACUCGUUAAAUUGGGCAGCUCCUUCGAUAAAGUCAAAGAAUUUUCAAAAAGAUUUCAAGGAAUUCCUGAUCUUUUGGAACUGGAUCACUUGACAGUUUCAGGCGAUGUUUGGUUUGGAAGGGAUGUGACUUUAAAGGGAACCGUAAUUAUCAUAGCCAAUUAUGGUGAUCGAAUUGACAUUCCGGCCGGAACGGUUUUGGAAAAUAAAAUAGUCUCAGGGAAUUUACGUAUUUUGGACCAUUAA